Molecule: messenger RNA, 1020 nt
Organism: Neoarius graeffei (lesser salmon catfish)
Lineage: Eukaryota; Metazoa; Chordata; Actinopteri; Siluriformes; Ariidae
Product: NPC intracellular cholesterol transporter 2-like
Exons: 5
Coding region: 125-577 (150 amino acids)
Biological process (GO): cholesterol efflux; intracellular cholesterol transport
Molecular function (GO): cholesterol binding
Source: RefSeq, a predicted model, not a curated record
UUGACGUUUGGCAUAAAAGAACUAGACUGGUCUUGUGAUCCGAAGCGGAAGGUGACGCUUGUAGUGAGUCUCAGCGCUGGUUUUAUUUAUUGUUUCUGCUUUGUAGUGAUUUCUCACCUGUGCAAUGGAUUUCCGUGUUGUGUGGAGCUGCUUUCUCCCCCUGCUGCUGGGGCUGUCCCAGGCAGAGCAGGUGAAGUUUGCUGACUGUGGCUCAACUGUUGGAACUGUGGCUAAGGUUGAUGUUACUCCUUGCCCACAACAGCCAUGCCAGCUUCAUAAGGGACAGUCCUAUGCAGUAAAUGUGACCUUCACAAGUGCAACUGACAGUCAGACAAGCAAAGCUGUGGUCCAUGGUGUGGUCAGUGGUAUCCCGAUCCCAUUUCCAAUACCUAAUGACGACGGCUGCAAAUCUGGAAUCCAGUGUCCUAUUCAGAAGCAAAAAACCUACAGCUAUGUCAACCAGCUUCCUGUUAAAGCAGAGUACCCUUCUAUAAAACUGGUUGUGGAGUGGGAACUUGCAGACGACGCCAGUAAAGAUUUGUUUUGUAUCAAGUUUCCAGUCCAGAUUGUCAGCUAAAGGUCAACACCAACUCCAGUUAAGGAAAACUUCGAAAGGGAUUUGUAGGUUUUAAUUUUUUAAAAGUCUUUAAUUUUCUAUUAAAGAACUCAGAUUUUAAACUUUCAGGAUUUUUAAAAUUAACCCACUGAAUGUUCUAAGUGAUCAGUACAAAAGAUUAACAGUUAAGUGUUUUCUCCCAUGGUUUCCUGGCUGCUGUGUGGCUAUGUUGUGGUAAUACAAAUCUUUGGUCCUAAAGUGCAAUUAAUGAAGCUAUCAUAAUGCCAAUGUUUCAAGUGUAUAGCUGUCUGGAUUUUUUUUUUUUUUUUAAACCAAGCAAUUAUUUGGCCAAAAUUGUACCACGACUGUGGGGGUACAUGUCUACCCUGCAAUGUGUAACUUUUGUCUUCCAUCACUGAGUAAUUUUGUACAGGUGCUUCAUAGUGAAACCUUCAGCUAAUUGA